Molecule: messenger RNA, 1644 nt
Organism: Verticillium alfalfae VaMs.102
Lineage: Eukaryota; Fungi; Ascomycota; Sordariomycetes; Glomerellales; Plectosphaerellaceae
Product: QDE-2-interacting protein
Exons: 4
Coding region: 1-1644 (547 amino acids)
Cellular component (GO): nucleus
Molecular function (GO): nucleic acid binding
Source: RefSeq, a predicted model, not a curated record
AUGGCAUACAAUUCAGCCCAUAGAAGGCGGCUACUACACACCUUUCUUGGGCUUGAGCAGUCCUGUGUCAGCGGCAACGUUUCUCCCCUCGCUCAUACGGACCCCCCAUUCAUUGACCUGGACUACGUUGCCCAACAUCUGGCUUUCGACCAGCAACAGUCCAACGUCAAGACGACCCACGUACCAGGCCUACCCAGUGAGCCUUGUAACGACACUCCUCCCAUGACAAGCGAUCCAAGCGAAGUAAUGGCUCAGCAACUGCGGACCGAAAGGUUCGACCAGUUCAAGGGCCUGAAAGCUGGCGAGUUGUCUGCCAUGAGCUUACCCUUCACAUCUUGGGAGUUGGCCACGACAUACGCUGCCAUGUACAUCGGGAAGGCGAACCGUCCAAGGGCCGAACCCUACUUUGAGGACAUUCUCGAGGGCAAUACAUGGGACUUCUUCUAUCUUUACAACCCCAGAUCCCUCGAAGAAGUUCCCAAGCUCUUCGUGCCCACCGUGCAGUUUGAGCACUUUCUUCGUAUCGUCAACGCUCUUGCGGGGAUUCGCCUGACCAUACCACCAGGCGCGCCAGGGAGCAAGUUCUACCUUGAAUUCGGCGAAGGCGGCAGUCCACGCCCCCGUUUUCUCGGCCGCUCUAUUUGCGAGUCUGAUUUCACUAACAUUCGCCUCGAAACCCCUGUUCAUCAUGCCGACGAUGUUGGGAAAGGCAUUUCUGAAGCCGUCAUGGAUGACCUCGUCCGCAAGCUCUAUGUACUCAAGUUCGCUAAAAAGGAGGCAAAGAAGGAGAAGAAUGCCAAGCGCCGCGAGGAAGCCAACACGCGCCGUCUGGACGGCAUCCGGUCGGUCCAACGCAUGCUUGGUCUUCGUCCAAUAGCUGGCGUCAGCACGCGUCAGGUGGACGUCGAGCAAGUCAUUCCUCAUGACCGUGAACUGGAUGCUGUCUUUGCGGCCGUUGAUAUCGAGGUUGCCGAGGAGUCUCACAGCGUCGUUCUCGAGGUGGGCAUUUCCAUCCUUGAUACGCGAGAGGUCAUCAACGUACCUCCUGGCAUCAACGCCCAAAACUGGAGCUCUUUGGUCGAACACCAUCAUCUUCUCGUGUACGAGACUCGAUUUCAGCGCAAUCACAAAUACUGUCAUGGCUGUCCUGAUGCCUUCGAUUUUGGAACAAGCGAAACUCCUCGGCUUGGCGAGCUCGCCAGACGAGUCCGCGCUCUCCUCACGCAGCAUACAGCUGCCCCGGCAUCCAAUCCUAUGCAACGCAAUCGCACUCUUAUCCUCGUCGGCCAUGACAUUGCAGCUGACCUCAAUUACCUCCAAGAUAUUGAUGUUAAUCCCGGCCAGCUUCAGGGAUUCCUAGGCUGUGCCGACACAAAGGACAUGCACCAGGCCUGGCGCAGCUGUCCAUCGGGCCGCAACCUCGGCGCCGUCUGUGGUGACCUCGAGAUCCCUACUCGCAACCUGCAUAAUGCUGGAAACGACGCUGCGUAUACCCUUCAGGCUAUGCUUGCUUUGGCUGUCCGCGCUCGUGUAGAUGAACAGCAGCGUGAAGACGGAGAAGAUGCGGGAGCAGCCACUGAUAUGGCCGACAAGAGGAUUGGCUUUGCUGAGAAAUUUCACGAGGGCAGGAGUGAGAGAUGGUGA